AUGCCGGCGGCAGCACCGCCGCCAGCCGUGCUUUUGCGGUCGUGCGGCACGGACGGCGUGUGCAUGCAGUGCAACAAGCUGCCGCCCGACGACCGCGUGCUCGUGUGCGACGCGUGCCGCGGCGAGUGGCACAUGCCGUGCCUCGUGCCGCCCCUCACCGCCGCACCCGCCGGUACGUGGCACUGCCCCGACUGCCACGAGGUCGAGGCAGAGAUGAACCGCGCGCCCAGCGCCGACGGCGGCCGAGACGGCCGUGCCGCGUCUGAUGCGGCGGCCGGCGGGGCCGAAGCGCUGAGAGAGGUGGAUGCCGCGGCGGCAACUGCGGGAGGCGGCGGCGAGGGCGAACUGCGCGCGAGAAUCCGUGCGAUCGAGAGCGACGCGUCGCUGAGUGACGCGGAGAAGGCGAGGCAGCGGCAGGCGCUCGUGAGCCGCCAGGCGACGACGACCGCGAGCGAGAGCGGCGGCGGGACGCGCGCGGACGGGGCGGGUGCGACGGCGCGGGGCGCAAACGCGGCAGAGGCGGCGGAGGCAGCGGCGGCGUGUUUCAGCGAGGCGAUGAAGUGCCCCAUCUGCCACGACCUCGUCGACCGCCCCGUCACCGUGCGAUUCUCUAUCUUCCCCCCGCUGUCACCGUGCGAUCUUCUUCCUUGCCCUCCAGUGCUUCCAUGCGCUCUUCACCCGCUUUCCCCCACGUUCCUUUCUUCACCGCCUAACUCUCUCCCCAUGCCUCCUAACUCCUCCUCCCCCCAUCCCUCCCCUCCCUAUUCCCGCCAGACCCCCUGCGGGCACAACUUCUGCCUCGUGUGUUUCCGCAAGUGGCUGGCGCAGGGCAAGCGCAGCUGCGCCAAGUGCCGCCGCGCGGUGCCGCCCGACAUGAUGAAGCAGCCGCGCAUCAACCCCGUCAUCGUCGCCGCCAUCCGCCACGCCAAGGCCGCCGCCGCCCGCGCGGCCGCCGGCGGGCUGUCCACGUCAGCAACACUGGCCAAGCCGUACGAGCCAAUCUGCAACGAGAAGCGGCCCGACCAGGCGUUCACCACGGAUCGCGCCGUGCGCAAGGGGCUCUCUAACGCGGCCUCGGGCCGGAUAUUCGUGACUAUAGCGGGGGACUUUUUUGGACCAAUCACGGCGGAGUACGAUCCGGAGAGGGGGACGGGCGUGGAGGUGGGCGAGACGUGGGCGAGUCGGCUGGAGUGUCGGCAGUGGGGCGCGCACCUGCCGCACGUGGCGGGCAUUGCGGGGCAGUCCCACCACGGCGCGCAGUCGGUGGCGCUGUCAGGGGGUUACGAGGACGACGAGGACAAUGGCGAGUGGUUCCUCUACACCGGCAGCGGGGGUCGGGAUCUGAGUGGCAACAAGCGCACGAACAAGGUGCAUGCGUUCGACCAGCGCUUUGAGAAGAGCAACGAGGCGCUCAGGCUCAGCUGCCUCAAGGGCUACCCCGUGCGCGUCGUCAGGUCGGAGAAGGAGAAGCGGUCCAGCUAUGCGCCACAGGCGGGUGUGCGGUACGACGGCGUCUACCGCAUCGAGCGUUGCUGGCGCAAGAAGAGUGGCGUGGGCUUCCUCGUGUGUCGCUACCUCUUCGUGCGCUGUGACAACUCGCCCGCCCCCUGGACCAGUGACGACGUGGGCGACAGCCCGGGGCGGAAGCUGCCGCAGGUGGCGGAGUUGAAGCAGGCGGUGGACGUCACCGAGCGCACGGGGCCGCCCUCAUGGGACUGGAUUGAGGAGAAGCAGCAGUGGGGGUGGGUGCGGCCGCCCCCAGCAUGCACCAAGCCCAUCGGCGGCACCAGCACGGCAUGGCGCUCUGCCAAGAGGCUGGCGGUGGGCAGCACGGGCGAGGCGGUGAAGAAGCGGAGGGCUGUGGCGCAGAAGAGACUCGCUAAAGACUUCGCAUGUCUGCUGUGUGGCGGCGUUCUCAGUGACCCAGUCUCCACGCCCUGCCAGCACAGCUUCUGCCUCGCGUGCCUGCAGCAGCGCUUCCACGGCCAGGCCGACACGCGCGACCGCUCCAAGACAGCGGGGCGGUCGCUGCGAGCGCAGAAGAUCGUCAAGCAGUGCCCCGCCGCGCGCUGCACCGCUGACAUUGCCGACGUGCUGUCCCGACUGCAGGUGAAUCACGACAUGGCAGACCUGAUUGCCAUGCUGCUGGCAGAGACGAAUGCACCAGAUGCAGACGAGGGGGAUGCGGGGGAGGGUGGGGAUGGGGGGGAUGCAGGAAAGGGCGGUGAGGAGGAUGGGGAGGAGGGCGCAGAGGGGGAGGAGGAUGAAGCGGAUGAGGAAAAAGAGGAGAAGGACAGCAAAGGGCAGGACGAAGGGAAGGAGUGUGAAGGAAGCAUCGAAGGUGUAGGAGAGGAGGGGCGGAAGGAGGAGGGGCGGAGCAAGGGGGUGCAAGCGUUAAAUGCGAUUGGUGCUGCGGGGAGCAGAGGAGGAGCGGGUGAGGGGGAGGGCAAGGGCGCGCAGGCAGAGGUGGAUGGGGGAAGGGAAGGCGGAGUGGAUGGCGGGAAGAGUGGGGGAGUAGUAGGUGCGCUGAGUACCCCUUCAGGUGGCGUUGCUGGUGUGACGACAGCAUCGGCACCGGCGGGUGCAGCAGCAGAGGGGGCAGCAGCAAAGGGGACGGCAGCAGUGGGCAAGGCAGUGGAAAGGGCAGAAACAGAGGGGGUGGCAGCAGGAAAGGCGACAGCAGCAGCGGCACUGGUGGGGUGCAGCUCGGUGGCAGGCGUCCCAGAGGACUUGCGGGAAGUGAUGAGGGACUACCCCGAAUUCGACCAGGCAACGCUGCGAGACAUGCUGGUGCGAAGGGGCGGGGAGGGGAGGGGUGGGUGGAAGGAGGGCGCAGAAUGGCGGGAGGACAUGUGGUUUUGUGCUGUGGUGGAUGGGGUUGCUGGUGGAUGGGGUUGCUGGUGGAUGGGGAUGGGGUUGCUGGUGGAUGGGGAUGGGGUUGCUGGUGGAUGGGGUUGCUGCUGUAAACCUUACAGAGGGUAG
Messenger RNA from Closterium sp. Naga37s-1, 2982 nucleotides. The record is from the annotation of a GenBank genome assembly. Lineage: Eukaryota; Viridiplantae; Streptophyta; Zygnematophyceae; Desmidiales; Closteriaceae.